This is a messenger RNA of Kwoniella mangroviensis CBS 8507, 1137 nucleotides long. RefSeq lists its product as uncharacterized. Gene Ontology annotation, biological process: acyl-CoA metabolic process. Lineage: Eukaryota; Fungi; Basidiomycota; Tremellomycetes; Tremellales; Cryptococcaceae. Gene Ontology annotation, molecular function: fatty acyl-CoA hydrolase activity. Gene Ontology annotation, cellular component: mitochondrion. The transcript has 9 exons. Bases 1 to 1137 code for a protein of 378 amino acids. The record is from RefSeq and is a predicted model, not a curated record.
AUGUCCACCUCAAUCAUUCGCACAUCUCUACGAGCAGGACAGGCCAGCAUACUACGACCACGUCGUUCUCAUACAGUUGCUCAGAGUCUCAUGGGUAUACGGUACAAUUCUUCAGCAUCUUCAUCCAAGACUUCAAGUCCCACACCGAGUCAACAGCUUUAUACGCUGAAUGAAAUCGACAAACUGACCACGUCAAUAGCUCAAUCAUCUUCCGGGCCGAUUCAUCACCUUUCUCCACUAGUCAUGCGAGCCCUCCCCGCUCCAUGGCUAUCAUCCCACUCACCCGACCUGGCAUCCCAGGGCGAUACAUGCUCUGUCGACCAUCAUGCUUCGUCUGCAGAGCCAUUCACUGAGGAAGAACUCCUUCGACCUAAACACAUGAGCGAGAGUUUCACAAGUUUCGAUCUGCCGCUGGCGACCGAUGCGAAACUGUAUGAGAGGUAUGUCAAUACUUCUGGAGGAUUCAGGAUGGGUAAACUACUUGAGCAUCUUGACUCGUUAGCUGGAGCAGUAGCCUAUCGACAUUGUCUACCUACACCUAAAUCUGCUGCGUCAACGGAUGAAUCUCAAGCGUUCCACGAAGCAUCCUCUCGAGCUGGGCUGUACCUCGCCACUGCUAGUGCAGAUAGGUUAGAUAUGUUUGGUAGACUGAAUAGGGAGAAUGUCAGAGAUUUGAAAUUCUCAGGAUUCGUCACUUGGACAGGACGAUCGUCAUUGGAAGUAGUAGUGAAAAUGGAAGGGCAUCGACCGUCAGAACCAUCUGGACAAUUCAAGACCUUGAUGUUGGGUAGGUUUGCGAUGGUCUGUAGAGAUUCGAAGACCAACAAGGCGAGGCCAGUACCAAGAUUAUUAGUGGAAAGUGAGGAAGAAAAAGUCUUAUGGGCUAUUGGGGAAGAGCAUCAGAAGAGAAGGAAAACAAGUGCUAUGAAUGCUUUGGACAAAGUACCACCGUCAUCGGAAGAAGCUGAAGAAUUACAUAAAUUGAUGUUGCAAGUUUCAGCCACAGAGGAAGUCGAUGGCGAGCAAGUUGUACCCAUGCAGGAUACCGAGAUCCAAACUGUGCAGCUUAUGUUUCCUCAGGAUAGAAAUCUGCAUGGAAAGGUAUUCGGAGGUAUCCUGAUGCGUCUGGCUUUGUAA